CUACUCUUCUUCUUUUCUCCUUUAAAAAUAAACCGAUGUCUUUUAUCCUCUGUGAGGUGAAAGGUGACGAGCGGCAGUGCGACAUGACAACAUUAAGACCGUUUACUUGCGAUGACUUGUUUAAAUUUAACAAUAUCAACCUGGAUCCUUUGACAGAGACUUAUGGGAUCCCGUUUUACCUGCAGUACCUUGCUCACUGGCCGGAGUACUUCAUCGUUGCUGAGGCUCCUGGUGGUGAGCUGAUGGGCUACAUCAUGGGGAAGGCGGAGGGAUCUGUGGCUCGGGAGGAGUGGCACGGUCACGUCACCGCUCUCUCCGUCGCCCCUGAGUUCAGAAGGCUCGGCCUCGCCGCCAAACUCAUGGAGAUGCUGGAGGAAAUCUCAGAGAGGAAGGGUGGCUUCUUCGUGGAUCUCUUCGUGCGAGUUUCCAACCAGGUGGCAGUGAACAUGUACAAACGUCUGGGCUACAGCGUCUACAGGACAGUCAUCGAAUAUUACUCAGCCAGCAACGGAGAACCUGACGAAGACGCCUACGACAUGAGGAAAGCUCUGUCCAGAGACACAGAGAAGAAGUCGAUCAUCCCGCUGCCACAUCCUGUCAGACCGGAGGACAUCGAAUAACAGCAGAUUGUGGCUCUCUGCUUCAUCAUGUGAACUUUAUCAGUUACGCUGUACAUAGUUAACCUGUCACAGAGGCUGGACUCAGAGAGCCACUGAUUUGUACAAAUUUUAAUUUCCCCCAAACAAACGAAUCACCUAAUUUCCUGUAAAUUCUAAAUCAAAGAUUAAUUGAGAGAUCAUACAGCAGGCGAGUAGGAGUCUGUGUGUGUGACGGCACAGUGGAAAAGAACAUAGAAUAAAGACGUGAGCUCGUGCUCGUGA
Scatophagus argus is the source of this 881-nucleotide messenger RNA. RefSeq names its product N-alpha-acetyltransferase 20, NatB catalytic subunit (gene naa20). Gene Ontology annotation, molecular function: protein-N-terminal amino-acid acetyltransferase activity. Lineage: Eukaryota; Metazoa; Chordata; Actinopteri; Scatophagidae. The record is from RefSeq and is a predicted model, not a curated record. The coding region runs from base 36 to 620 and encodes 194 amino acids. The transcript is spliced from 6 exons. Gene Ontology annotation, cellular component: NatB complex. Gene Ontology annotation, biological process: N-terminal peptidyl-methionine acetylation.